AUGGCUGAGCAGAGCAGGAUAAUGACGUCUUUGACAGCUAACCCAUCGUUUUUAAGGAUGAAAAUACCGUUUUGCAAAAUAGGAAGUACCUCCACAGAGUCCAACAAACACAAGAAUCAUCCAAGUAAAAUAACGCGGUAUGACUUGCUUGCACGAGAUCUAGAAUACAGCAGAAGGCAUCAUCCACUGAAAUGA
This is a messenger RNA of Huiozyma naganishii CBS 8797, 195 nucleotides long. RefSeq lists its product as uncharacterized. The record is from RefSeq and is a predicted model, not a curated record. The transcript has a single exon. The coding region runs from base 1 to 195 and encodes 64 amino acids. NCBI's taxonomy places the organism in Eukaryota, Fungi, Ascomycota, Saccharomycetes, Saccharomycetales, Saccharomycetaceae.